AUGUUCAAGUGGGUUCAAUCAGGUCUUUCCGCCGUUGCCGGCACUGCCGAGCCAGAAUACGGUCGCGAGGCGAUCCAUCCCGUCACGGACACUGUCCAGGGCAAACAGCCAUACAGAGAAACCAUCGCUACGGAUUUCGAGUGGAACAACCCCAACUACACCAAUGUGGAGACGCAGACGUUCUACUUCAACUGUGCCCAGACCGGGUACCAGGGGUUGAUCCAGGUUAUCCACUCCAAUGUGAUGGGCCUCAAUAUCACCGCGCAGUUCACGUUCAAGAUCUACCACAAGGACUCCCCUACGGACUUUACCUGGACGUCGACCAAGUUGGAAGACUUUGUCAUCAGCGGCACCAACUUCUAUGCGCAGAACCUCUCCAUCGUCAUGACCGACAACAACGAGUACCACAUCAGAUCGUCCGUCACCGCCGACUCUGUGGUCGAUAUGAAGAUUACCAGAAUCUGUCCGGGCGUCAUUUUUGGUGAAAAUGGAACCACCUACUACGGGACCGACAAGGCUGCGCCGUGGGGCUCCAUGCGCCACGCGUUCUGGCCGCGUGCCUCCGCCGAGGGCACCGUCAAGUUGGGCGAGCAGGAAACCAUCACCAUUUCCGGGUUGUCUAUGUACUCCAUGGCGUUGCAGGGCAUGAAGCCGCACCACGCGGCUGCCACCUGGAACUUUUUGGAUUUCCAGUCGGAGAACUACUCCGCCAUUUUGAUGGAGUUCACCACCCCGAUCUCCUACGCCAAGACGAAGGUUGCCAUGGGUGUGAUUGUGAAGAACGACAAGAUCGUCAGUGCCUCGAUCGACAACGAAACCGUGCACACCAAGGCCGAGAUCGAUGCCGUGGGGUGGCCCGCUCCGUCUGCGAUCGAGUUUAACUUUGACGGGUACGCCGCCGAGGCUACUAACGAGCAGAUCGCCGCCGGUAAAGCCACCAAGGUUGUUGCCAAGGUUUCCGGUGAUUUGGACACGUUGAUAGAGCGUGUCGAUGUCAUGGCCGAGGUUCCUCAGUUUGUCAAGUCCAUCGUCAGUGGUGUCGCCGGUACCAAGCCAUACAUUUACCAGUUCUCCAAUAAGAUGACCAUCGAAGUGGAUGUCAACGGCAAUGUUGACAAGGAAGAGGGGAUUGCCUUUAACGAAGCGACCUUCAUCAGUGGUCAAUAG
This is a messenger RNA of Babjeviella inositovora NRRL Y-12698, 1167 nucleotides long. It is a transcript of the gene SVF1, whose product is annotated as Svf1p. Gene Ontology annotation, cellular component: cytoplasm. NCBI's taxonomy places the organism in Eukaryota, Fungi, Ascomycota, Pichiomycetes, Serinales. The coding region runs from base 1 to 1167 and encodes 388 amino acids. The record is from RefSeq and is a predicted model, not a curated record. Gene Ontology annotation, biological process: response to oxidative stress. The transcript has 2 exons.